Molecule: messenger RNA, 422 nt
Organism: Aphanomyces invadans
Lineage: Eukaryota; Oomycota; Saprolegniomycetes; Saprolegniales; Verrucalvaceae
Exons: 4
Coding region: 15-311 (98 amino acids)
Molecular function (GO): RNA binding
Source: RefSeq, a predicted model, not a curated record
GUUCCACUUGCUCGAUGACGUCCUUGGCAGUGGCGCGCUCGCUCUGGCGGAGGUCCUUUGCAACCAAUAUCUACGUGGAAGGAAUACAUUGGCGAACAGAUGCCCAUCGCCUUCGACAAGCCUUUGAACCGUUCGGCCCUGUGCUCCGAGUGUCAUUUGCGCCGACGCAGGAAGAAAACAUCUACUUGACAGGGUGCGUCAGCUUCAAAAAAGCCGACGACGCCUUUCAAGCGAUUCUCGCUAUGAACGGCCAAGAACUUGACGGGCGCCUCUUGAAAGUAGACUAUUAUGAUGGCUCGUUGGACGAUUAACUCGACUCGAUUUGUUUGGUCGCCGGCAGUUUGGGAACAGAGAGUUAGGAAGGCGUGUCCACGAUCAAAAGACUCAUUCGUCUUGUCUCGGACGGCGGCAUACAGUCUUUC